AUGGGGUGCAGGGGAGAGGGCGUGGGGAGAGGUGGGGGCACCCUGAGCUGCUGCUGUCCGGCUUCCAGGCUAAACGAGGACAACGCCCGCUUCGCCCUGCUCGCCCUCUUCAUCCUGGGCUACCUGGCGCUGGGAGCCGCCGUCUUCUCGGCCAUGGAGCGGCCGCUGGAGGUGCUGGCUGAGCGGGCGUGGGGCCGCCGUCUGGACAACUUCAGCCGCAGCCACAACAUCAGCCGCCCGCUGCUCGCCGCCUUCCUCCGGGACUACGAGAAAGCCCAUGGAGCCGGCGUCAGGGUGGAGCCCGUCCGGCCCCGCUGGGACUUCCCUGGAGCCUUCUACUUUGUCGGGACCGUGGUGUCCACUAUAGGUUUCGGGAUGACCACGCCAGUGACCCUCGGCGGGAGAGUCUUCCUGAUCUUCUACGGCCUGGUGGGAUGCGCUGCCACCAUCCUCUUCUUCAACCUGUUCCUGGAGAGGACCAUCACCCUGCUGGCCUACGUGCUGCGCUGGUUCCACCAGCGGGGGCUGGAGCGGGGCGGGGGGGCGGGGGGACCCUCCUCCCACAGGCCGUCCAACCUGUCGGGGGAGGUGGACAGCUUGGACAACUGGAAGCCUUCGGUCUACUAUGUGAUGUUGAUCCUGGGUUUGGCUUCCAUGGUGAUCUCCUGCUGUGCCUCGGCUAUUUACUCACCCAUGGAAGGCUGGUCCUACGGCGAGUCUCUCUACUUCUGCUUCGUGGCCUUCAGCACCAUCGGCUUCGGCGACCUGGUGAGCAGCCAGCGGCAAGCCUACUCCAACCCGGCGCUCUACCGGGCCGGCAAUUUCCUCCUCAUUCUCAUGGGCGUGUGCUGCCUCUACUCGCUCUUCAACGUCUCCUCCAUCAUCAUCAAGCAGUUCCUCAACUGGAUGUUGAGGAGGAUGGAGUGCCGGGGGUGCCGGCAUGGGCGGAGGAGGAGGAGGAGGCCGAGGGCGCACUGCAAUGCCGUGCACCCGCUGGCCGGCAAGUCGCGCGGGGGCCGCGUCUCGGUGGAGACGGUGUGUGACAGUGAGACGGAGGAACGGCGCCUGUCGGGGGAGAUGAUCUCCGUCAAGGACUUCCUGGCCUCCAACAAGGUGUCCCUGGCCAUCAUGCAGAAACAGCUCUCCGAGACGGCCAACGGCGGCCCCAGGCAGAGCCACGCCCGGUGCAACGGGUUCCCCGGAGGGGUUGGCGCCCUGGCCAUCAUGAACAACCGGCUGGUGGAGACCAGCGUGGACAGGUAACCUCCGGGGCUGGAAAUGGACACACUAAUGCUGGAGUAACUCAG
Molecule: messenger RNA, 1307 nt
Organism: Amblyraja radiata (thorny skate)
Lineage: Eukaryota; Metazoa; Chordata; Chondrichthyes; Rajiformes; Rajidae
Product: potassium channel subfamily K member 13-like
Exons: 2
Coding region: 1-1263 (420 amino acids)
Biological process (GO): potassium ion transmembrane transport; stabilization of membrane potential
Cellular component (GO): plasma membrane
Molecular function (GO): potassium ion leak channel activity; outward rectifier potassium channel activity
Source: RefSeq, a predicted model, not a curated record